AUGGGGGAAUUUAAAGAAAAUCUUCUGGUAUUUGGUGCAACGGGGUACAUCGGAGCCUAUAUUCUCAAGGAGAUCCUCAAAAACAAAGAUUCUUUUGGAAGGAUCGCCAUAAUCACAUCCCCGAGCACGGUGGAGAACAAGUCAGAGCAGCUUCAGAACUUGAAAUCAGAGGGAGUGGAAGUCAUUGUCGGAGAUGUGACAAACCCCGCUGAUGUGUUGAAUGCGUUCAAAGGUAUCAAUACAGUCAUUAGCACAGUUGGACGAAACGUUCUCGCAGAGCAAAUCAACUGGAUCCAACUCGCCGAAAAGGCUCCCUCAGUCAGACGCUUCUUCCCAUCUGAAUACGGAACAGACAUCGACUAUAGUCCUCAAUCUGUACACGAGAUUCCCCAUCAGCUCAAAAUCAAAGUCCGAGCUGCUCUGAAAGCGACAACCUCUCUCGAUUAUACGUAUGUGGUUACAGGCCCGUAUGCAGAUGGGCAGAUGCUGGCAUACUUGAGUCCAUUGGCAGAGAGCGCCAGGGUGAUUGGAACAUAUGAUGUCAAGGCUAAGAGUGCUACUCUAAUCGAAGACGGAAAGGGUAAAAUUAGUCUUACAACACCGAAGGAAUUAAGAGCUAACGGUUACAGUGUUGGGAAAUUAGUUGUGAAAGCCUUGCUCCAUCCGGAAGCAUCGAAGAAGCGAGCUUUGAAAGUCAAUUCGUUCACUACAACACCUGCGGAAAUCGUUGCCGAGUUUGAGAAACAGACUGGGGAAAAGUGGAAUGUGACAUAUACAAGUCUUUCCGAGCUAAAAGAAUUGGAGGCGGCUGCAUGGGAGAACAAAGUUCCCAUGGCACCUCUCUAUACACUUCGAAGGAUUUGGGCAGAAGGGGGAACGCUAUAUGCGAAGCGAGAUAAUAGCCUCCUUGAUGCAGAAGAUAACCUGGAGACAUUGGCAGACGCUGUGAGAGAUGCCAUUCUCACGCAACGCUCAGAGACACAAGCUACGGACACUCGAAGAUUAUCAUAG
Molecule: messenger RNA, 1011 nt
Organism: Lachnellula hyalina
Lineage: Eukaryota; Fungi; Ascomycota; Leotiomycetes; Helotiales; Lachnaceae
Gene: A622L
Product: Isoflavone reductase-like protein
Exons: 3
Coding region: 1-1011 (336 amino acids)
Source: RefSeq, a predicted model, not a curated record